AUGUUCGACCUGUUACAAAAACGGCGCGACAUUGCCUCAUUCACGUCGCUUCAGCGGAGACCAGCCUCAUCGAGUGCAAUCCGACGCUUUUCAGGUGCAUCCCCCGGCCAGAGAUACCUGGAUGGCCCCUGCGAGGUGGACGGCGACUGCGGCAUGGACCUCUUCAACCUGGAAUGCGUGGAUGAAAUCUGCCGGUGCAAGGAGGGAUACGUGCCGGCCGACGAGAUGAAAUGCAAGGAACCUGGAUUGGGCGAGAACUGCACGGUGGAGGUCGACUGCAGCCUCCCCAACGCGGACUGCGUCGAGGGGCCCGACGGAGUGUGGACGUGUCAGUGCCAGGAGGGGAGCCACGCCACGCCGGACGGAGAGCUCUGCAAUGCGGACAUCCCACCCAGCGGUGACUGCGACCACGACCCGGCAGGCUGCGUCGAAAACGCGGAUUGCAUCGACGGCACGUGCCAGUGCGUCAAUGGAUCCAAACCCACGCCGGACGGAUUCUGCCAAUAUUCCCUCCUGGGGGGCCCGUGCGAGGACGCGUCCCACUGCGAGGUGGAGCACUCCAUCUGCGCCAACGACACCUGCGAGUGCGACGACGGGUACGUCCCGGAGUCCAACACCACCUGUCGGUUGCCCGUCCUGGGCGAGGGUUGCGCGGACCACGUCGGCUGUGACGCGGCCAACUCCGGGUGUUUCGACGGGACCUGCUCCUGCCUCGAGGGAUUCGUCCAGGUCGACGGGGAAUGCAAAGAGCCGGGAAUCGGAGAGAGCUGCAACGACGAAGUCGGCUGCGGGCCCGUCCACUCGGCCUGCGUCGAGGGGCAAUGCGCCUGCGAUGCGGGAUACGUACACGAUGGGGAGAGAUGCAGGAUGCCGGACCUGGGGGAGAACUGCACGGACGUCGUCGGGUGCGAGGCCCAGCAGGACGUGGAAUGCAUCGAUCAGAUGUGUCAGUGCGUGGAGGGAUACUUCCAGAAUGGAAACGGCAUUUGUGAGAAGAAGGUCGGACUCGGCGAGGCCUGCUUCCAGGACGAGGCCUGCGAGGCGGAGCACUCCGCGUGCAUCGAGGACGUCUGCAACUGCUCCGCUGGAUAUAUAUUGUUCGAGGAUUGGCAGAACGAACUCAAAUGCCGGACGCCGAUUUUGGGAGAAGAAUGCCAUCCCGACGUUGGUUGCACAGAGAACAUCACCGAAUGCCAGGAAAACUUCUGCAAAUGUUCACAGGGAUACGUCGAAGAGGAUGCAAGAUGCAGGAUGCCAACUUUAGGAGAAGGAUGCGAUCCCGACGUUGGGUGUAGUGAGAACUUCACUGAAUGUCGGGAAGAACUCUGCAGAUGCUCACAGGGAUACGUCGAAGAGGAUGCACGAUGCAGGAUGCCAACUUUAGGAGAAGGCUGCGAUCCCGUCGUUGGGUGUACUGAGAACAUCACUGAAUGUCGGGAAGAAUUUUGCCGAUGCACACACGGAUACGUCGAAGAGGAUGCACGAUGCAGGAAGCCCAUCCUCGGGGAAGACUGCGACGCGGACGUCGGCUGCGAAGUCGAACAUGCAACCUGCGACAGCGGUGGAUGCCAGUGCCUUCAAGAAUACUAUGCCGUUGGAAACGCGACUUGCGCCGAAGACGUCGGACUCGGUGAAUCUUGCCCUUCGGAUGAUGCCUGCGGGGUGGAGCAUUCCGAGUGCAUUCAGGACCGCUGCAACUGCUCCGUUGGAUACAUGGAGAAUGAGGAUGGGCUCGAAUGCAGGUUGCCGAAUUUUGGAGAAGAUUGCCAGCAGUCCGUUGGAUGCGGCGGGGAAAACCUCGCCUGCCAGGGAAACUCCUGCAAUUGCACGUCCGGACACGUGGAGGACGGUCCGAAAUGCCGGUUGCCGAUUCUCGAAGAGGAGUGCGACGUAGACGUCGGCUGCAACGUCACCUACGCGGCCUGCAUGCGCGGCGUGUGCCGGUGCCUCGAAGAAUUCUACGCGAGGGGAAACCGAACCUGCGCGCCCGACGUCGGUCUCGGAGAGCCGUGUCCGUCAGACGACGCCUGCAAGGAGGAUUUCUCCGAAUGCCACCCUAACGAUGGCACCUGUCGCUGCGCCUCGGGCUACGUUCAGCAGGGGGAAAAAUGCCGGUUGCCGAAUUUUGGAGAAGAUUGCCAGCAGUCCGUUGGAUGCGGCGGGGAAAACGUCGCCUGCCAGGGAAACUCAUGCAAUUGCACGUCCGGACACGUCGAGGACGGUCCCAAAUGCCGGUUGCCGAUUCUCGAAGAGGAGUGCGACGUAGACGUCGGUUGCAACGUCACCUACGCGGCCUGCAUGCGCGGCGUGUGCCGGUGCCUCGAGGAAUUCUACGCGAGGGGAAACCAAACCUGCGGGUUCCCGAAUUUGGGAGAGGAUUGCCAGCAGUCCGUUGGAUGCGGCGGGGAAAACGUCGCCUGCCAGGGAAACUCCUGCAAUUGCACGUCCGGACACGUCGAGGACGGUCACAAAUGCCGGUUGCCGAUUCUCGAAGAGGAGUGCGACGUAGACGUCGGUUGCAACGUCACGUACGCGGCCUGCAUGCGCGGCGUGUGCCGGUGCCUCGAAGAAUUCUACGCGAGGGGAAACCGAACCUGCGCGCCCGACGUCGGCCUCGGAGAGCCGUGUCCGUCAGACGACGCCUGCAAGGAGGAUUUCUCCGAAUGCCACCCUUACGAGGCCACCUGUUACUGCCCCUCGGGCUACGUUCAGCAGGGGGAAAAAUGCCCUUUGGAGCAGCUCAUUUGCGAUGUGAUAUCGAACCGUGGGAAGCAGCCCAUUCAUCCUCUCCUUCGAGCGAUGUCGUUUCGGGAAAAGCAUGCAAUUCGGGUGUCGGAGGCCCCCGCCUGCAACAGGCCCUGGUGGUCCUCGCCCUUACCUUCUUCGGUGGACGGAGAUUCCUUCCCUUCUUUGGUGGAUGCUGAUGUCUUCCGUUCUUCGGUGGAUGCUGAUGUCUUCCGUUCGAGUGGUGGUGGGUCGCACUGGGUGCAAGAUUGCAUGGUUCUCAUGGUUCUUUUGAAUACAUACUGGUGA
Darwinula stevensoni is the source of this 3033-nucleotide messenger RNA. NCBI's taxonomy places the organism in Eukaryota, Metazoa, Arthropoda, Ostracoda, Podocopida, Darwinulidae. The record is from the annotation of a GenBank genome assembly.